AUGGAUGAUAGAAUUAUACGCGAUGUUUGGGCUUCUAAUUUAGAACAAGAAUUAAAAAUCAUAUCAGAUCUAAUAGAAGAUUACCCAUAUAUUGCAAUGGAUACAGAAUUCCCAGGCGUUAUCGUUAAACCAGUUGGUUCAUUCAAAUCCACACAAGAACUAGAAUAUCAAACAACAAGAUGCAACGUAGAUUUACUUAAAAUUAUUCAAAUUGGUAUUACUUUAGGUGAUAAAGAAGGAUUUUAUCCAACUCCUUGCUGUACUUGGCAAUUUAACUUUAAGUUUGAUGAGAAAAGAGAUCCACAUUUCCAUAGGUCUAUUGUUUUACUCCAGCAAUCCGGUAUAGAUUUUAAGAGAUUCAAUAAUGAUGGUAUUGACGUUUACGAAUUUGCUAGAUUACUAAUUCCUAGUGGUUUAGUAAUGAAUCCAGGAAUUACAUGGGUAUCAUUUCAUAGUAUAACAGAUUUUGGAUAUUUGAUCAAAGUAUUAACAGCAAAGCCACUACCUGAAACCUGCGCUGCAUUCUUCAAGGUAUUAGAACUAUAUUUUCCUAACUUUUAUGACAUUAAAUAUUAUACAUAUCCCAGAACCGAAAUUGCAGAUGGUCUUCAGAAAAUUGCUAAUCAAUUAGGUGUUAGUAGAGUUGGCCGUGAACACCAGGCUGGUUCUGAUGCUUUUGUUACACUAAAAGUUUUCUUCGAAUUAAAGCGCCAAUUGGUUAUCACAGAUGCUGAAUUGAACAAUGCUAAGAACAAGCUUUUCGGAGCUUCUGCUAUUGUCUAA
Messenger RNA from Trichomonas vaginalis G3, 783 nucleotides. RefSeq names its product exonucleolytic nuclear-transcribed mRNA catabolic process involved in deadenylation-dependent decay. Bases 1 to 783 code for a protein of 260 amino acids. The record is from RefSeq and is a predicted model, not a curated record. Gene Ontology annotation, cellular component: P-body; CCR4-NOT core complex; CCR4-NOT complex. The transcript has a single exon. NCBI's taxonomy places the organism in Eukaryota, Parabasalia, Trichomonadida, Trichomonadidae. Gene Ontology annotation, molecular function: poly(A)-specific ribonuclease activity; nucleic acid binding.